Messenger RNA from Cololabis saira (Pacific saury), 2523 nucleotides. RefSeq names its product ANTXR cell adhesion molecule 1d (gene antxr1d). NCBI's taxonomy places the organism in Eukaryota, Metazoa, Chordata, Actinopteri, Beloniformes, Belonidae. The record is from RefSeq and is a predicted model, not a curated record. Gene Ontology annotation, molecular function: signaling receptor activity. Gene Ontology annotation, cellular component: membrane. The transcript has 18 exons. Bases 210 to 1958 code for a protein of 582 amino acids.
CUUAGCUGAAAGAGAAGAGUUGGCGAGCCCGGCUCCAGCCGAUCAAGACUCUUGCAGGCAAAGUCCGCUUAACCAACAAAGACAGGACACCUUAAAACAAAGAAAUACCCCCCAAAGGUCUGCUAAGAAACGGAGAAACGCAGGCUGGAGAGAAAUGUAAAGAUCUUUAGCUGUCGCAGUGUUGGAGCAGUCGGCAGUAACCGGGAAAGAUGGCGUGGACACGGGCUCGCAUGUUCCUCGCCUUGGUUUUGCUUGGAAUUUUCUUCCUCGGUGUCUCGGUGGAGGGAGAGCCGCAGGGAGAUCCACAGGAGGAGGAGGAGAGGUCCUGCCAGGGCGCAUUUGACCUCUACUUUGUUCUGGACAAAUCUGGGAGUGUGAAGAAUCACUGGAAAGAGAUUUACUUCUUUGUGAGGCAGCUGGCUGAAAAGUUUAUUAGCCCUAUGCUGAGAAUGUCCUUUAUAGUCUUCUCCACACGAGGAAACAUCAUCAUGAGACUGACUGAGAACAGGGACGCCAUAACCGAAGGCUUAAGGGCUCUGGACAGCGUUAUCCCUGGAGGAGACACGUAUAUGAAUUUAGGAUUGGAGAUGGCCAAUGCACAGAUAUAUCAAGAGAACCACGGGACCGCCAGUGUGAUCAUCGCUCUGACUGAUGGAGAGCUGAAUGAGUGGCAGUUUGACACAGCGCAGCGAGAGGCACAGAGGGCUAGAUCUUUGGGAGCCAUCGUUUAUUGUGUAGGGGUUAAAGAGUUCAACCAAACCCAGCUUGCGACUAUUGCAGACAGUGUGGACCAUGUAUUUCCUGUAUGGGGAGGUUUUCAGGCCCUCAGGGGAAUCAUUGACUCGAUCAUCAAGAAGUCUUGUAUUGAGAUUUUGGCAGCUGAGCCGUCCAGUGUGUGUGCGGGAGAGCGUUUCCAGGUGGUUGUUAAAGGCAAUGGGUUUCUCCAUGCUAGAAACACCAACCAGGUCCUCUGCAGCUUCAAACUGAAUGAAACACACACUGUGGACGAAAGACCAGCUGGGAUAGAAGAUACGUUCCUGCUGUGUCCUGCUCCCGUUGUAGAGGAGCCGGGGAGGGUGAUCUUUCUGCAGGUGAGCAUGAAUGAGGGACUUUCCUACAUCACCAGCUCUGUACAUAUCACAACCACUGAAUGUUUUGACGGCACCAUCGUGUUGGUAUCGCUGCUGGUCGUGUUCCUGUUGUUGGCUCUGCUGCUCAUGUGGUGGUUUUGGCCGCUCUGCUGCACGGUGGUGAUCAAAGAACCUCCACCACCUCCCCCUCCAGAGCCAGACUCGGAUGACGAUGAUGGGAUGCCAAAAAAGAGGUGGCCCACAGUGGAUGCUUCAUACUAUGGAGGAAGAGGAGUGGGCGGCAUCAAACGGAUGGAGGUGCGAUGGGGGGAGAAAGGAUCAACUGAGGAAGGUGCUAAGCUGGACAAGCCUAAAAAUGCUAUCGUAAAGAUGCCAGACCAGGAGUUUGAACCUUACGAGCCCAAACCUCGAAAACCUCACCGCCGUUCGCCGCAGCAGAAAAAGUGGUACUCACCUAUCCAGGGGAAGCUAGAUGCUCUGUGGGCUCUGUUCAGGAGAGGUUAUGACCAGGUAUCCCUGAUGAGACCCCAGCCUGGGGACCAGGGCCGAUGCAUUAGUUUCCAGCGGGUCGGGGACGGGGAGCCCGCCUACAACCGCCCGGCCCCUGCUCAUGUGCCUCACUCCCCGUCCCCUCCUCCCCCUCCUCCCCCGUCUCCCCCGCCAGCUGAAGAGCAACCUCUGGUCUGCAACUCCGUCCCCCGCACCAAGCCUCCGUCCAGAGGGCCCCGCACCGCACCGCCCUCCACCGCAAAACCUCCCUCCCGCGCGCCGCCUUCCAUGGUCCGACCCCCUCCGGGUCCACCCCCGAACCGUGCUCCCCCGGGGCCCCCGGGACCCCCACCGUCUCGUCCCCCGCCCAGGCUGUAAUGACGAGUAGAGGGGAUGCAAUACACAUAAUGAUUUGAUUUCAGUGCUAAGACUCGGGCAUCGGAAACAUCUUCCAGGCCAGGAGGCCUGACUGGGAGCUCUGUGCCUUGUUGCUGGACAGCAAAAAGUAUUUAUCUGCUAAUAAUGAUAAUCCUCAACAGAGUUUGGUUGAGGUCGGCACUCUUAAAUAAGACACAUAAACAUAACCAUGUAUUUACUUGAUCAGGACUGUGUGAAUAGGGUUGCCACCCGUCCCGUAAAAUACGGAAUUGUCCUUUAUUUGAGAAAAAAAUGUUGCGUCCCUUAUUGAACUAAUACGGGACACGAUUUGUCCCGUAUUUUCAUUAAUUUUUACACCAUAUUCUAGUUGAAUUAUUGAAAUAAAUUAACUUUUACACCUUAUUCUAGUUGAAUUAUUGAAAUAAAUUAACUUUUACACCUUAUUCUAGUUGAAUUAUUGAAAUAAAUUAACUUUUACACGAUAUUCUAGUUGAAUUAUUGAGAUAAGUUAACUUUUACACCAUAUUCUAGUUGAAUUAUUGAAAUAAAUUAACUUUUACACCAU